Molecule: messenger RNA, 1182 nt
Organism: Aspergillus mulundensis
Lineage: Eukaryota; Fungi; Ascomycota; Eurotiomycetes; Eurotiales; Aspergillaceae
Exons: 3
Coding region: 1-1182 (393 amino acids)
Biological process (GO): proteolysis
Cellular component (GO): fungal-type vacuole
Molecular function (GO): aspartic-type endopeptidase activity
Source: RefSeq, a predicted model, not a curated record
AUGAAGGGUGUAUUCCUCUGCCCUCUGCUUGGGGCUGCCUCGGCGGCCGUGCAAAAGCUGCAGCUGCACAAAGUGCCAGAUACUGCCCCGUUCGACAUCGACGCCUUUGCAACGCGAUACUCGCCCGGCAUCCCCCAGUCGGUCCUCUUCAGCGAGGCCGUCCACGAAAUGCAACACCACGACUUCCCCCUCGACAGCUACUUCAACGCCCAGUACUUCGCCGAAAUCGAGAUCGGCUCACCCCCCCAAAAGUUCAAGGUGAUCCUAGACACGGGCAGCUCAAACCUCUGGGUCCCCUCGAUCAACUGCGAGUCACUCGCCUGCAUCCUGCACAGCAGGUACAACUCAUCCCUAUCCUCAACCUACAAGCGCAACGACACGCAGUUCUCCAUCUCGUACGGCUCCGGCAGCAUCGCGGGCUACAUGUCGCGCGAGCGGGUCGCAAUCGGCGACCUCCAAAUCACCGAGCAGCUGUUCGCAGAAUCCACCGAGGUUCUCGGCCGGGCGUUCACGCACGGCAAAUUCGACGGCGUGUUCGGCCUCGCGUUCGACUCGCUGUCUGUCCUGCACACCCCGCCCCCGUUCUACACCAUGCUGGCGGAGCGGCUGCUCGAUUCCCCGAUCUUCGCGUUCUAUCUUACGGAUGCGCCGGAUGGCGAGGGGUCCGAGGUUACCUUUGGCGGGUACGAUACGGCCCGCUACGAAGGAGACCUGAGCGUCAUCCCCCUGCGCGAGGAGUCGUUCUGGGAGGUCGAGCUGGAUGGCGUUUCCGUGGGUGGUGAGUUUACGGAGAUGAGUGGGACAGGCGUGAUUCUUGAUACGGGGACGUCCCAUAUCAGCGUUCCGUCUGUGACGUCUGAGAUCAUUCACCGGCAGAUGGGCGCCACGAAGGACGCGUACGGCGAGUGGAAGGUCAAGUGUAAGAGCCGGGCGGCGCUGCCGGAGAUUGUCUUUACCAUGGGCGGGUACAAUUUCUCGCUUGGGCCGGAGGAGUAUACGCAGAAGGAUAAGCUGGGGUGCAGCAGCAUUGUCAAGGCUGUGGAUAUCAAGGCGCCCAGUGGGCCGCUGGUCAUCCUGGGGGAUGCGUUCCUGCGGCGGUGGUACAGCGUGUAUGACUACGGCAGUGGCGCUGUAGGGCUCGCACGGGCUGUGGCUCCCGAGGCUGAAAGGGAUGGACUGUGA